This is a messenger RNA of Aedes albopictus (Asian tiger mosquito), 1805 nucleotides long. RefSeq lists its product as uncharacterized. NCBI's taxonomy places the organism in Eukaryota, Metazoa, Arthropoda, Insecta, Diptera, Culicidae. The record is from RefSeq and is a predicted model, not a curated record. Gene Ontology annotation, cellular component: nucleus.
AAAGUACAAUGCCCGUGCACGUGGGCCGAACCCUACUCCUCCCGUUAUCGUCAUCGAUCUCAUGUCCCUGUACCACCCGGUGAGUAUGGCCGACCUCCCGGGAUUGCUCUGUGGCGGACGGUUCAAUCAGGUGGCACACCAGUUGGAUAGUUUCUUUGCAAAGCUCGCCAAUCUAGGCGCGCGACUGGUGUUCUUCUACGAUGGGCCUGUGCAGGAAACCAAAUACGAUACGUGGGUGCAGCGGCAGGACGAGAAAUAUCACAAAAUGCUAGAGGUGAUCGACGCCGUUGAUCGCGGUUCAGACUUGUACUGGAUGGCCAAUCGGAUGCAGCGUUCCAUUCCCAACAAUACGAUGUACCCGCUCAAGCAAAUAGCCUCGGAGUACGGCGAAUUGAAGGUAUCCGUUCUGAAGGAGUGCGACCAGGAGUUGGCGGCCUAUGCGAAUCAGGUCGGAGCUAUUGCCAUCAUCUCCAACGACACCGACUUCAUGAUCUUCAAGGGCUUUUGGCGGUACUGGUCGGCCAAGGACAUAAACUUCGAGACGCUCGACACCAUGGAGUACAACCGCGUGGCACUGGUCCGAAAUUUGGGUUUGAGUUUCAAGCAGAUGCGUUUGUUGGCCACUUUAGGCGGAAAUGACAUGAUCAAGUAUGAAGAGGUUCGACACUUCCAUUCCAAACUUGGACAUCCCAAGGAGAAGUUUCCAAGACUGGCCGACUUUGUACGGCAGCAACCACUGCCGGACACGCUGCAUCAGGAGGCGGUUCUAAGUGAAUUGCUCACACGGGUCUUUGGAAGAGCGGCCGUCAACAAUGACCUGAAGGAACGUUUCAAGGCUAGUUUGGAUUUCUAUGAAACGGAAUACCAAACUCCAGAUAUCAACGUGUCCAGUGAUCCCGUAGUCGACAUACUGGUCAAAUUGGAGAACACGUUCCUGUACCAAGUUUGGAUCAAUCGACCCUUCAAUGUAACAACAUUUUUCCUAGACAUGCGAACCGGAGAGUUCGGAGAGCAGUACCCACAUUUGGUGAUUCCGAUAGUUAUGCGCCAGGCGGGUAUCAUCCUUUACCACAGACAGAUGCUUCCGGAUAGCUCAUCGCGUACGAUCGUCGCCAAAAUGAGUCACGAUGUUGGCCAUUCGCUCCAAACCCUGCCGGUUGAAUUCCCACAGCAUAUCGUACCGCCUCCUUUGUUGGAUCUGCUAUCGGAACAGGACGACAUCCAAGCAAGCCUGGAAGACAUCAAGCUGCAACUUUUUGGCUGGAUAGCUUCCGAUACCUUGGAUCAUCACCGAUUUAAAUCCAUACCGGAGCGUUUUCGAGUACCUGUACUAACUCUCUACUUCCUGGUGGAGAAACACAUACUGCAAGUGUUCGAGGCGGACAUUCUUCUGCAGGUGGUUUACGACGUAGCAUUUCAAACGUACGAUUGCGAGAUGGUUCGGUAUCCAACUAAACUGGGCAAACGACCCUUCCGGAUAGCGUUCCUAUUCAUAAAGAUCUACAAUCACUUCAACAGGGCUGGUAACAUGCUGGGAUUCAAAAAGGAACCUUUCUAUAAUUUUGACGGAGUGCUUUUUCACAAUCGAUACACAGAGUGGACGAAACGUGGAGCAGGUAGUUUGGAGCAAAUUAAGGAUUUGAGGAUCUACGAUGGAUUGGUGGAUUAACGACUUGGGAUGGGUUUUGAGCUAGUCACGAGAAACUGAACAUGGCGUCCUUGAUUAUAAGAUCGAAAACCCAUAUAUACAUAAUGUAAAUUUUGAACUGAUCAAUCUGAAUUGCAUACAUAUUUACAUCUAAAAA